ACACUAUAGUUUAAUUUCUUCAUAUCGAUUUCCACCAAAACACAAGACACAGUCAAAGAAGAAAAGAGGAAUGGAUUUCAAUAGCAACGGUUCUGAAGAAAAUGAACUGUACCGUGCUCAGAUCCAUUUAUACAAACAUGUAUACAACUUUGUAAGCUCCAUGGCACUGAAAUCUGUGAUGGAACUAGGCAUAGCAGAUGUAAUCGACAACCAUGGAAAACCCAUGACUCUUAACGAAUUAGCCACAUCUUUGAAACUCCACCCUUCUAAAGUUAACAUCCUCCAUCGUUUCUUACGCCUAUUAACAUACAAUGGUUUCUUUGUUAAAACAACAGUGAAUGCCAAAGAAGGUGGAGAAGGAGAAAUAGCAUAUUCUCUCACACCUCCUUCAAAGCUUCUUGUGAGUGGAAAAUCAACAUGUUUAGCACCAAUUGUUAAAGGAGCGCUUCAUCCAAGUUCUCUUGACAUGUGGAGUGCUUCUAAGCAAUGGUUCAAUGAGGAUAAGGAACAAACCCUGUUUGAGAGCGCAACAGGGGAGAGCUUUUGGGACUUUCUUAACAAACAAUCUGAUACUUUGAGUAUGUUUCAAGAUGCUAUGGCAUCUGAUUCUAGAAUGUUUGAGCUUGCUCUUCAAGAGAACAAACAUGUCUUUGAGGGUUUGGAGUCUCUUGUUGAUGUUGGAGGUGGAACUGGUGGUGUCACUAAACUCAUCAAUAAAGCUUUUCCUCACCUUAAAUGCACUGUUUUUGAUCAACCGCAGGUUGUUGGUAACUUAACUGGAACUGAAAAUUUGAACUUUGUUGGCGGAGAUAUGUUCAAGUCUAUUCCUCCUGCAGAUGCUGUUUUACUCAAGUGGGUUCUACACGAUUGGAAUGAUGAACAAUCUUUGAAGAUAUUGAAGAACAGUAAAGAAGCUAUUUCUGGCAAAGGGAAAGAUGGAAAAGUGAUUAUCAUCGACAUAUCAAUCGAUGAAACAAGUGAUGAUCGUGAAUUAACUGGGUUGCAAUUGGACUAUGAUUUGGUGAUGCUGACAAUGUUCCUUGGAAAAGAAAGAGAAAAGAAAGAAUGGGAGAAACUUAUUUACGAUGCUGGUUUCAGUAGUUACAAAAUUAGAACCAUAAGUGGCUUUAAGUCCAUCAUUGAAGUUUUUCCUUAACUUUAACUUGAAGCAGCUUGGGUCCAGUUAUGCCUCAUAUUUAAUAAGUUUCUAUUUGAGAGUCAAAUUAAUAGCGUCUUUAUUUUUUUGGAUUGUAUUGGUGUUUAUUGAUUCCUAUAAGAAACGAAUUUCCCAAACUUGUUAUUGGUGUAGAGAUCAUUGUUCCAAUUGGAAAAGUCAUUGGUGUUCCCUUUUUCUACUUAUGACAAAUUAAAUGAAGUGAUUUUUAAUUAAAUCA
This is a messenger RNA of Cicer arietinum (chickpea), 1394 nucleotides long. Its product is annotated as isoflavone 4'-O-methyltransferase. The record is from RefSeq and is a predicted model, not a curated record. Gene Ontology annotation, molecular function: protein dimerization activity; O-methyltransferase activity. NCBI's taxonomy places the organism in Eukaryota, Viridiplantae, Streptophyta, Magnoliopsida, Fabales, Fabaceae.